Molecule: messenger RNA, 539 nt
Organism: Didymodactylos carnosus
Lineage: Eukaryota; Metazoa; Rotifera; Eurotatoria; Philodinida; Philodinidae
Source: the annotation of a GenBank genome assembly
CCCCCGCCGGGCGCCCCCCACCCCCCGCCCGGGGGGGCCCCCCCCCCUUAAUUGCUUGACAACCUUUACACGAUAUAUUUGAGGCACUGUUCUACACAAUUGUCAAGUGGUAAAUUAUAACGUUUUGAAUAAUCAAGAAUUAUUCUAGCAACUGAUUUACUCGUACAUGAAACAGUAUCAAUAAAGGUAAUAAAUCUUUACGAAUAUCGCUUGUCGAUUCAUCGUAAUAUCGUAAAGAAAAACUAAUUUGGUCAGUAGUUGAUGCAUCGGUUCUUUCACCAACAAUAAUUCAAUAGACUCAGUCUUUACUUUGACGUAAACUACUUUUCAAUAUAGUUUCAUUUAUACAUUUAAUUAUUUCAUUUUAAACUAGCCCGCCUUUAAAUGAUGAAUUUCUUGAUCAGUUUUCUAAAUGCCAUUUUAAAACUUCACCAGCUGAAUUAACACGUUGUUUUAAUAGAGCUAUGAAAUUAGAACCAGAUGAUGAGUCAACACAAUUUAAUGUUUUACGCAUAUCAAUUAAUUUUUCUUCACGAUGA